This is a messenger RNA of Vavraia culicis subsp. floridensis, 1092 nucleotides long. RefSeq lists its product as uncharacterized. The record is from RefSeq and is a predicted model, not a curated record. The transcript has a single exon. NCBI's taxonomy places the organism in Eukaryota, Fungi, Microsporidia, Pleistophoridae. Bases 290 to 1072 code for a protein of 260 amino acids.
CUGCUUUUGAUUGGUAUGGAAUGGUUAUAUCGUACCGCUGUAGUAGGAACAAUACUAUAAUUGGAAUAGUAUUACUUAAAUGGGAAUAUUACCAUUAUAAUGAAAAUGGCAGUAUAUAAUGAUAUGAUCUGCCAUAACAAACAUAAUACCAUUUAUUGCAUUGUUCUACAACAAGUGAUGCUAACAUCACUCCCUUUUCACUAUCAGUACCUUUUUAUCAUCUCACCAAUGACACAUCAAACCUUUCUCCUUUACUUCCCUAUAAAUAGAAAAAGAACGAGUGCAACCCAUGCAUAUAAAACCAUCAAGCGCUCACAAGAAAGAAAAAGUUGAAAAAGACAAACUCACCAUCGACAUAACACUCCCUGAGCAUGUCACCAUGAAGGACGUAAUGCUGCAAUACACGGAUAAUUCUUACCGCAUAAAAUACGCCAGAGGAUAUGAAAAUGAAAAGGAUGGCGGUUGGUAUGCGUGUGCUGUUUCGGGAUGCAUUGAGGGUACGUUACCGUUCAAGAUUAAGGAACCGGUGUGCGUGGCUAAGGAUGGCGGGUUCUCGCUUGUUUUCAAGAGAGGAAGUGAUAUUGCUAAUCAGUUGAAGAAUGUUCGCAUUAUUGAGUUAUGUGCGGAUAAGAAGGAUAAGGAAGCGAUUUGUGGCACGUGUGGACAGGGAAAGAAGGAUGAUGAGAUGAGGAGUGGAGAGAAGGGUAGUAAGGUGAGUGGUAUGAAGAAAGGUGAAGAGAGUGUGACUAAAGAUGAGAAGAAAGGAAAGGUAUGUGCUGGUGAAGUGUGCAAGGACGAGAAGGGAAAGGUAUGUGCUGGUGAAGUGUGCAAGGACGAGAAGGGAAAAGUGUGCAAGGACGAGAAGGGAAAAGUAUGCGAUGAGAAGGGAAAAGUAUGCAAGGACGAGGUGUGCAAGGAUGAGAAGGGAAAAGUAUGCGAUGCAAAGGGAAAAGUGUGCAAGGACGAGGUGUGCAAGGACGAGAAGGAGCGUAAGAACAAGGAAUGCAAGGAUGAAGAGUGCAAGAGCUGCUGUGAUAAGAACAAAAAGGAGGAAAUUAAGAAGAAGGAAUAGGAGAUUUAAGUAAAAGUACC